UAGGCACGCAAACCGGAUGUCUUCUCGAUACCAACUUUGUUUAGAACAUUCCCUUCAUUCACCGGACAGAUUCAUUCACCGGUCGCGAUAUCGCAUAGCCUACUGAUAAAUAAACAAGACAACAAAUGGAGACAGUACACAAAGUACUCGGCUUGGAGUGGAUGAACGGCACGAGUCUUUUAAUAUUUCUGUGUGUUUUUCUGUUGUUGACUGAUGUUUUGAAGAACAGAGUGCCGACCAACUUUCCUCCUGGACCCUGGGCUCUUCCUUUGAUUGGUGACCUUCAUCGCAUCCAACCCUCCAGACUUCACCUGCAGUUCACAGAGUUUGCAGAGAACUAUGGAAACGUUUUCAGCCUUCGGCUGUUCGGUGGACGGAUUGUGGUGAUUAAUGGCUACAAGCUUGUAAGAGAAGCCCUGGUCCACAAAGGAGAGGACUACAUAGAUCGCCCCAUCAUACCAAUGGCAGAAGCAUUAAAUGGGAACAGAGGUCUGGUGGCAUCAAAUGGCAAUCCAUGGAAGCAGCAGAGGAGAUUUGCUCUUCAUACACUCAGAAACUUUGGUGUGGGCAAGAAGAGCCUGGAGCCAUCCAUCCAGCAGGAGUGCCAAUAUCUCACUGAAGCUUUUGCCCUUCAGCAAGGCAAGCCUUUUGAUGCCCAAUCACUGAUUACCAGUGCUGUGUCCAACAUCAUCUGCUGCCUGGUGUUUGGUGAUCGCUUUGAAUACACUGACAAGCAGUACCAGGGUAUUCUUCAGAAGUUGAAUGAAAUAAUGUACUUACAGGGAAGUUUGUGGACACAGGUUUAUAACACAUAUCCCUGGCUGAUGAAGUGGGUGCCCGGACCUCACCAGAGGAUAUUCACUCUGACACAAAACUUAGAUGACUUUGUAGAGAUCAAGAUUAAAGAACACAGAGAAAGCCUUGACCCGUCCUCACCGAGAGACUACAUCCACUGCUUCCUCGCAGAGAUGGGAGAGAAGGAGGACACAGAUUCUGGUUUUGAUUUAAAAAAUCUGGCUGUUUGCACUCUGGACCUGUUUGGUGCUGGAACUGAAACUACUACCACAACUUUACACUGGGGACUGCUAUUCAUGAUGUACUACCCUGACAUACAAGGCACCACUAUCAUGCCCACGCUGAACUCAGUUCUACAUGAUGAGUCGAUGUGGGAAACUCCACACACCUUCAACCCUCAACAUUUUCUGGACCAGGACGGCAAAUUUAGGAAGAGAGAGGCCUUCCUUCCUUUUUCAGCAGGUUAG
Messenger RNA from Micropterus dolomieu (smallmouth bass), 1262 nucleotides. Its product is annotated as cytochrome P450 2J4-like. The record is from RefSeq and is a predicted model, not a curated record. Gene Ontology annotation, cellular component: cytoplasm; intracellular membrane-bounded organelle. The transcript is spliced from 7 exons. Gene Ontology annotation, molecular function: oxidoreductase activity, acting on paired donors, with incorporation or reduction of molecular oxygen, reduced flavin or flavoprotein as one donor, and incorporation of one atom of oxygen; heme binding; iron ion binding. Gene Ontology annotation, biological process: xenobiotic metabolic process. Bases 126 to 1262 code for a protein of 378 amino acids. NCBI's taxonomy places the organism in Eukaryota, Metazoa, Chordata, Actinopteri, Centrarchiformes, Centrarchidae.